AUGUUCGCUGACCUUCGCACCCGGAUCGGGGAGAGGGAGCCCGCGGGCGAGGGGACUACAGCCCGGAGCGGGGCACCAUGGACGCUGCCGCUCACUUCAGAUUUUGUCGGAAUCUCCUGGAACACACGGUGUCCGCAGAGAACCUUAACCAUCGCCUCCGACGUGAUAUCGGUAACAGCCUAACCUGGCAUGACGGCCGAGGGCACAGGACAACUGGAGGCAGGGCAAUUAAACUCCUUAAACAGCCUGGAACAGAUGUAUCCCAGGUAAGACCCAGCGAUCAAUACGGAAUUUAUCACACCAGUCCGUCCUUCAGCUGCCUCACAAAACCGGUCGUCCUCUGGACCCAGCAAGACGUGUGCAAGUGGCUGAAGAAGCAUUGCCCACACAACUAUCUCACCUAUGUUGAGGCCUUCUCCCACCAUGCCAUCACA
Molecule: messenger RNA, 434 nt
Organism: Staurois parvus
Lineage: Eukaryota; Metazoa; Chordata; Amphibia; Anura; Ranidae
Source: the annotation of a GenBank genome assembly